Messenger RNA from Paramuricea clavata, 1324 nucleotides. The record is from the annotation of a GenBank genome assembly. NCBI's taxonomy places the organism in Eukaryota, Metazoa, Cnidaria, Anthozoa, Malacalcyonacea, Plexauridae.
AUGCCAAAUGAAAGGUACUUGAAAUUAAACCCUGAUUUGUAAACAUGAAAGUGUAAUUUCAAACUACCUUCAAAGGACUAUGGAAUUUCUACUUGAGUUAUUGAAAUGCUUAUAACAAAAUAAGUUAGACCACUAUUUGUUACAUACGGUAUUAUGCACCUACCAUCAGCCAUCCCUGGGGUUACAAUCCCGGAAUACCUGCAUCCCGGGAUUGUAAUGUUAAUGCUUCAUCCCCUAUCGGCUGCUAUGGCUACUCUUUGUAAACAUCCCCACGCCCAGGACAGGAGCACAACACAAGGCUUUAUUACAAUAUCAAUCUGAAUGGAAUGGCCUGAAUGUUAGUUAAUAUGGUGGGCUUAUACACGUAGGGGACUUUUACUCAGGGUGGGCUUACAUUCGAAGGUCACAAUCAUCAAGAUGUAUCACAUGAAAGUAUGGAAUGUAACUGUUUUCUGGCAACAGUACUGAGUGAUGGAUAUUACUUUUAUUCACCAAUGAAUAAUGAUUAUAUGCCCUCAAUCAAAUACACCCUUUCGAUAAUUACGUCAUUUGGCCUGGGAGCCUCGCUCUCAUGAAUCGUGAGCCAAUCACCUUGCGUAAUUUACUGAUGCGAGGCCAAACGUCAUGUGCUAAAUAAAUAAUAGUAUUAAAACCCUCAUGAAAUUACAUCACAAUACUAAAAUGUAAUAGUGAUACACUGAAACAAGGCUCGUAACUUAUUCGUGCUUUUUUCACAGUCUUAAAACUGGACUACUGUUGUGUUCUGUACUAUAAUGUAUAAAGUAUAAUAAAUGUCUAUUUGUUUAGGUCAGAAUCGCCCACACAAGCUUACACAGUAUUAAUUUUGUGGCUGUACAGAAGAUUCAAAAAGCUUCUGGAUGAUGGAAAAAACGAAGAGCAAGUCAGAGAAGCUAUAUUAUCAACUUGUAUUGCUUAUGAUAACAUGUGCCACGUCGAUAGUCUGAAAGCGGCAAAACACGAUUUACCUUUCCCUUCACCACUAGAUAAAGCGUGGAAACUGGUGUCCAAGGUGAUUGAUAGGUUGCACCUAAGAAAUCAUGUGGACCCGAAGUGUAAGCGAUUAUACAACACCAAUGACAAGAUCCCAGAACACUACAACACAAUGGCUUGUGAGCAAACCUUUGUAUGGGCUAGUCGCUAUAAAAAGAUUGUUUGUGCUAUGCCUCAUUUGCACCAGUUUUUCUUUCUCCAUCGUUUGGUAAAGUAUAUCACAACAAGUACACAGAAAAAUGCCACAAGUUAUGUAAAGUACCGGUACUUCCAAAAUCAAAAUCAGGGAAAUCAUAGUCACAUAAACACGUAA